Molecule: messenger RNA, 1615 nt
Organism: Cervus elaphus (red deer)
Lineage: Eukaryota; Metazoa; Chordata; Mammalia; Artiodactyla; Cervidae
Product: SLAM family member 9-like
Exons: 7
Coding region: 56-1264 (402 amino acids)
Biological process (GO): T cell activation
Cellular component (GO): external side of plasma membrane
Source: RefSeq, a predicted model, not a curated record
UUUACAUGCACAUGGCCCAUUGGCCGUCCUGAGGCGGGCCAGUCUGCUGAAUAGGAUGGGUAUUUUUCUCCUGUGGUCCUUGCUCCUCCUUGGUCUUCUCACUGGACCAGGGGCUUCCAGAGCCCCCAUGGUGGUAACUGGGACCCUGGGGGGCUCUGUCACUUUGCCCCUGCAGCUGCAGGAUGGACAGCAGGUGGAGAGCAUCUCCUGGGUAUGUCGCUCGGUCCCCGGGGCAAUAGCCACGGUGACCUUGGUAGAAGCUGGAGGACCAGACACCUUUCACCAGGCGGAAUCACGGUACUGGGGUCGUUUGAGUGUGGUGGGCCCAGAACGCUCCCUGCAGAUCAGCCACCUGAGUUGGGCAGAUGCGGGGUCCUACCGAGCCCACAUUAAUCUUCAGAGCUCCCGCGUCACCCACACCAGGGAGUACAGCCUGCAUGUCUAUGAGCAACUGGCCCAGCCCCGUGUCACAGUGAGCACCAGGAUUAGUGGGAAUGGAUACUGUCUCAUCAUCCUGACAUGCGUGGCAGAGAGCAGAGGAGGUGCUGUGACCUACAGCUGGACACCUCUGGGACCCCAGACUGCUGUGUCCCAUGGAGGGUCUGUCCUCAGUGUCACCUUGAGGCCUGGGGACAGUGCUCUGAACUUUACCUGCAUGGUCAAGAACCCAGUCAGUAACAGUAGCUCCCUUCCCAUCUUGGUGCGGCCUUCAUGCACAGGGCCAGGAAUCCUGGGCGGAAAGGAAUCAGUAGGGGAGACAGUGAUCGGCACCCUUGGGAAGUCAGCCACUCUGCCCCUGGAGGUCCCAGUGGGGCAAGAGAUCAGCUCCCUGAGGCUGCAGGACUCCGGCCCCUAUCAAGCCUGGAUAACUCUGCAUAGUCCCCCAAUCAACAUCACCAAGGAUUUCAUCCUGCAUGUCUAUGAGAGACUGCAGGAGCCCAAAAUCACAGCCAGCUCUCAGAUCACGAAGGAUGGGACCUGCUUCAUCACCCUCAUCUGUUCGCUGGACCAGCCUGGAGAGGAUGUUCAGUACAGCUGGGACCCCCGGGGCCAUGGGGCAGUUGUGUCACAUGGGGGCACCACUCUCAGCGUCUCCUGGAGAUCUGGGGUCAGCGACAGCUAUCACUGUACAGUGAAGAACCCCAUCAGCCAGAGCUCCAGCUCCAUCCCUGUCAGGCCCCUCUGCUCAGGUUCCUUCCUACCCUGCUGCCUGAGGAAAGAGUUUCUUCUCUUUUUGAUCCUGGGAGCUUUGCAGAUUAAAUAGAUUUGAACUUGACAUGUGGAAAAGCCAAGAAUAGGAAGCGAAAAGAAGGUCACUCUGUGAAACACAGAUAAGGAAGUCUACACAGAGAAAGAAAGAGUGUGACCUGAUACCCGAAUCUCCAGGUGUGAGAGAGAAACACUUGUGCUGAUUAAAGCAUGAAACCGGUUUUGUUUGCAAACUGAGUUCAAAGCAAUGAAGAAACAGCUACAUAUUUUCUGUUGAAAACCAUCUGCUUAUGUUUUGUUUAAUUGUGUUUUAACAUGUUCAGAAAGAAAAGAGGCUUAUUCAAUUUAAGAAAAAUUGAAUGAUUUGAAAUAUAAUAUGUAAUGAUAAUAAAAUUGCUAAAAAUUG